CCUGGGCAUAAUCCUCAGAGUGAGACCUCUUUCUUUUCCGACCCUCUCUGAUUGAAAUCAUUCCACUACGUCAGGUCGUCCGGUCCGUUCGGAGAAGAUGUCUGCGACGGGUUCAGGCGGACCAGGACCCGGACCAGGACCCGCCACGGGCUCCGGGUCCGGGGCCUCCAACCCCCGGAAGUUCAGCGAGAAGAUCGCCCUGCACACCCAGCGACAGGCCGAGGAGACAGCCGCCUUCCAGGAGGUUAUGAUGGACAUCACUUCGACUAGGAACCUGUGGUCGUCCCGGCAGCUGCAGGCCCAGAAGUUACGCCUGGCCCGGAACCAGGGGCCGUACUACGGCGGCUCCUUACCCAACGUCAACCAGAUCGGCCGCAACCCGCAGGACUUCCAGGGUUCGUUCCAGUCCGGCCUGGAGUCCAGCCGCUCCACUCGCCACCACGGCCUGGUGGAGCGGGUCCAGAGGGACCGCCGCUUCGUCUCGCCGGUCCGACCGUACCGGAACCGCCAAGUGGAAAACUCUCUGUACAGCGCCGCCUACCUGUCCCCGCCACCCGACGCCAGCUGGAGAAGGAACUGGUCUGGAAACUUCCCUGGAGAUAAAAGCCAGUUGUUCCGUCUUCCCACCACAGCGCUCAACAGGACCAACUCUGACUCCGCCCUCCACACGAGCGUCAUGAACCCCCCCAUGGGAGACUUCAGCAUGGCGGGACCCGCCCUGACCCCCCAGGGAGCCAGACGCAGCGGGCCGAGCGAUGCAGAGAACCGUAGAAUGUUCCCAUAUCCGGUUCCUCCCAUUGAGGAAAACGUUUUGGAUGAAGACAAACUGCUCAAAGCCUGGGACGCCAAGAAGCUGUCUCUGCCGUCGUCUCGACCAAAGUCUUGUGAGGUUCCAGGCAUCAACAUCUUCACGUCCCCGGAGCAACCGUCCACGCCGGUCCAAGGCGUCCCUCAGGUCCCCAACACCGGCGGCUCGCUGCCUGACCUGUCCAGCCUCCACUUCCCGUCGCCGCUGCCCACGCCGCUGGACCAGGACGAGCCCGGUUACCCAGCAUCCUCUGCUCUGAGCGGGGGCAGCAGCACCGGAAACCUGGCCUCCACCCUCACCCAGCUGGGUAUCAACGCCGCCAGAGGAAACAGCAGCUACCACCAGCCAGCACCAGGUCUCCUGGCGUCUCUACAGAGCACGCUCAGUAACCCCAACCUGCAGUCGUCGCUAAGCAACCCCAACAUCCAGUCGUCCCUCAGCAGCCACUCCUUCUCCAACUCUCUGAGCUCCGCCUCCCUCCACUCGUCGCUAAGCAACCCGUCUCUGCAGUCGUCGCUCAGCUCCUCCCCCUCCCUCAGCAGCCAAUCGCUGCACUCGUCCCUCAGUAACUCCUCCCUCCAGUCCAGCGGCUACGGGGGUGGAGGGGGCGUGUCCGGAUCUGGCUCCUCCCCCUACCCGGCGAUCCUGGCCGGGCAGGGCCAGGCGUCACUCAGCACGUCGCCACGGAGACGGGCCCAGCUGUCUCCGCUCAUCCUGCCGAUGGCGGGGGAGUCGCGGAGGAUCCACCCCAAACAGUUCUCCCCCACCAUGUCCCCCACCCUGUCCUCCAUCUCCCAGGGCGUCCCGUUGGACACCAGCCGCCUCCCUCCAUACCCGCUCAGCCAGCCGGGCCAGCAGAACCCGUCUCUGGGUCAGAACCACCAGAUGCUCCGCCUCCAGCAGCCCAGAACCAAUCAGCAGCAGUUGCACCUGCAGAACCUCCGGAACCAGCACCUGCAGCAGUUUGGACCAUCGCAGAGGCCCAUGGGACCGCAGCAGAAUCCGCCUGUCAAGUCGGAGAGCGCUUUGCACCCGUGCAGCCUGACGUCCUCCCAGUACCGGUCCAAACUGGACCAGAACCAGCAGGCGGAGCAGCAGCACAUCAACCUGAACACAGACUUCUACAACGACGCACUGUUCAGUUCGCUGCUGGACGAUCCGUACUUCAGCCUGCAGCUGUCUGGAAAAUCACACCAGCAGUUCCCAGCUGAGAGUCCGGUCGACGGCCUGAACUACAGCGGACCGGAUCAGAAUCAGUUCCCGUCCAACACCGCAGGGCCGCUGGAGCUGCAGGAGCCCGGCGACCCGCAGCGGCUCAACCACCAGAACCAGAACUACAGCGGCGGAGACGGCCGCCAGAACGUCCCCAACAUCAUCCUCACAGGGGACUCUCCCCCCGGUCUGUCCAAGGAGAUCGCCAGCGCUCUGUCCCACGUCCCCGGCUUCGAGAUGGACGCCUUCUCCCUGGACGAGCCGCUGCGCAUCGACCCGCUGGCGCUGGACCUGCUGGAGGGCGAGCUGAUGCUGGCCGACCCGGCAGUGGAGGACUCCUUCCGCUCCGACCGCCUCAAAUAACCGGACCGGACCGGACCGGGACGGACAUUCAUUCCUCCACAUGUAGUGCUUAGACUGAAGACCUGAGGUCAGAGGUCAGAGGUCACAAUAGACUUAUUUUACCUGGAAACUCUCUGGAUUCUGGUUCUGGUCCAUCUGAGCCCAACAUGCACUAGUGGAAAUGUAAAAAACCCAAACCAGCAGCGCUGUGAGGAUCUUUCUCACACGGAACCAGGAGCAGAACCAGGACCAGAACCAGGACCAGAACCGGUACCGCUCUGUCAGAUGCACACCGAUGCGGCUUGGUGAGUCACUCAGAGAGCCACUUCGGACCCGAUCCGAUCUGCCUGUAGAACUUUUCCUGCUUCAUAAUUGCAGAGGAGAUCCUGAACUGGACUCAGUGAGACCAGGAAACGGAACCGGAACCAGCUGGUCCAUAUGUCUGUGGUUCUGGACCCACUGGACCCAGAACUCCAGUUCGUUUCGUGUCAAACAUCAGCUCAGAGUUCAGAUUUUCUGAAGCGGUCUCUGGUCUCUGUUCCGACCGGAACCAGAAAAGCCCUGAAAUGAUUUUUACAGAAACAUUUAAAAUAGAUUUUUGCACUUUGAAGGAAAAAAGUAAAAAUAUUUUACAUUUUUAUAUUUUUAUUUCUGCCCGAAGUCUUUAAGCAGGACGUCUCCUGAUUGGUGGGACGAACCCUUUAGCCCCGCCCGCUCACUGUGAUGGACAGCGCUUAGCCACGCCCCCUGCCUGCUGCUGUGUCCGUUUUUCAGCCAUAUUUUUUCUGCAACAUGUAAAUAAGUGUGUAUUUUAUAAAGAUUUGAAGUGUGUACAAAGUUUCUAAUAUGAGAGUCUAAUAAACUCUGCAGUCGUGUUGUUCUGUCCGAGAAUCCGACACGGCCCGGUCCGAUUCCUGGUUCUGCUGUUCCACCAAAAAAUCAAAAAAUCUGAUUUCUCCUGUAAUAUUCCAGAAAGAUGGGCCAAGGUUCUGCUUAAAGGGUCCAGUCCAGCCAGGUCCAGAUUAAUUUGGAUCUUUUAGUGAUUUAUCAGAACCGUUCAGCUGCAAACAGGAAGUCGGUCCACCAUGUUCCUGUUUAUGAAACGCAGCUGGAGGGUUCUGAAGGCAGAACGGAUCAGUGACUGGUUCCGACUAACUGUCUGGAAUGUGGAAAACAUCCGGUUCAGAACUGCAGUGCUGCCCCCUGCAGGUCAGAGCGGGCUGCUGCAGCUCCUUCACACGGACGAGCGAACCGGAACCAAACCUGAGCCCAUUAAAAUUCGGUUGUUGAUCAGAACAAAGUGAAACGGUACCAGAAACCGCAGUUACUGUUGAGAGCUUAAACCCUUCUCAGAUCAGGACCAGCGUCUGGAGCCGCUCGAAGCGGGACGGGUUCCGGUCCGGUCCGGUCCGGUCCGAGACGGAGGACCGUCUUCAGUUAGACACUCAGAAAUGAACCGCAGUGAUUUGGGCACUUUAGCUCUAAAUUAACUAAAUGUAGAAACCGAAUAGUUAGCGCUUCGCUAACUAAAUAUUUAACUGGGCUAGUUAAUAAACAAAUGAGCGGAAGUGAACUAUCAAAUUAAAAGCUGGGCUUUCGGAACCUGCUGUAGAUCCAUCGGUAAACGUCUGUUUGACUUUAAAACGGCUCAUGUUUUUAUUUAAAAUGAAAUGUUCAAGAAAAGAAACUAAGAUGAAGAGGUUCUGAAAACUAAGCUUUUCU
This is a messenger RNA of Gambusia affinis (western mosquitofish), 4084 nucleotides long. Its product is annotated as CREB-regulated transcription coactivator 2-like. Lineage: Eukaryota; Metazoa; Chordata; Actinopteri; Cyprinodontiformes; Poeciliidae. The transcript has 16 exons. Gene Ontology annotation, cellular component: cytoplasm; nucleus. Bases 98 to 2383 code for a protein of 761 amino acids. Gene Ontology annotation, molecular function: cAMP response element binding protein binding. The record is from RefSeq and is a predicted model, not a curated record. Gene Ontology annotation, biological process: positive regulation of transcription by RNA polymerase II; protein homotetramerization.